Messenger RNA from Clunio marinus, 189 nucleotides. Lineage: Eukaryota; Metazoa; Arthropoda; Insecta; Diptera; Chironomidae. The record is from the annotation of a GenBank genome assembly.
AUGACUCGUAAACAAAGACAAUUUAGAGCAACAAGUUUAACGCCGCAGUUGAAACAUCAUUUAAAAACUUUUACAGCAGCACAAAUAUUUGAAGAAUUAAGUAAAAUUCGAGGUUCAAGUGAAGUUAAAACUUGCAUUUCUAUUCUUUUGAAUGUCGAACUUUGUUGUUGUUGUUUAGUCACGUCUUAA